AUGAAACUGAAAAAAAACAUGAAAAGUAGUAAGCAAUGGGUGUGUACCUUUCCUGGGUGCUCACAGACGAAGAUGACUCGGUACAACGCAGCGAGUCAUGUGUGGGACGCACAUCUGAGGCACGUCAUCUCAGUGACAAGUGUCGGGUUCCAAAAGGCGCCGAGUUACAAGAAGUUGAGUGACAGAAAAGCCGUCAAGAGUUUGGUCGAGAGUUAUAUGAGUAAAGUCUUUGAGAAGAGUGACGAGCAAAACGCUCCACCCAAUGAAGUGCAAAUGCCUCCAAAUUUUGUGCAACCAAAUACGGCAAAUGUUGCUGCAAUUUCGGGAGGUUUCGAUGCAAAUGAGCAAUCUAUAUUUAAUAGUUCCAAUAUUAUAAAUUUUAAUACCGUGUUGAAUCAACCAAUGCCGAAUUCAUUACUAGUCAACAACUAUGCCGAUAUGGUACAGCAGAAUCUUGAGGAUUCCAAGCAUCACUUCGAGUCUAUUGAGUUGAACAACGAACCCAAAUUUGUUAAAGUUGAAAUGGUGAAUGCCGUUCGGAGGCUUUGUGUCUUUGGGGAGGUUCUUGCUGAAUCCGGGUACCUUCAAAGGAGUGACGCGCGGUUUAAAACAGCGAUAGAACCAAUUAAAAAUGGAUUGGAGAAACUCAUUGAGUUAGUUGGAGUGAAGUACAACUACAAAGGAGAUAAGACGACUCGAGUUGGGUUUUUGGCGCAAGACGUUGAAAAGGUCUUUCCCGAAAUAGCACCGAAGGGCGUGAUGGUAGACCCUGCCGCUAUUCUCCCUGUUAUUGUGGAGGCGCUCAAAGAAAUUAAUGAAGGAGUGACCGACCAUACACACAACGAAGAGCUCCACACCAAAAUCUCUGAGUUGAUUUCUUCCAUUGAAAAUUUGAAGAUAAUGGAAGACGCCAUGACUGAACAAAAGACUCAAAAGUCCAGGUUUGAAUUUUCGUUGGGGCCCGCAGUGUUAACGGGGCCACUUGCUGUUGGGUUCACAGCGAUAUCCAUUUGGGUCAUAUUUGCAUUACCGAAGCUACCGGGCAUAUGGACUGUCUUGUUUUUAGCUUCUUCGUGCUUGUGGGUUUCGUUCUGGAGGAAAUACAAAGAGGUCAAGACAAGCAUUAAGAACAUCAAGUUGUAUUGGACGACAGUGAAUACGGCAUCUCUUGCGUUCAUAGGGUUUAUCACACUCAUUAGUGUUGCACUCUCUUUAGUGAUAGGAACACUUGGGUUGUUCAUUGGAGUGUUUGGGUUUCUAUCUGUCGGGUUAUUUGUUGGUGGGAGUGUGUUAGCGCCAAAGCGACUUGGGUGCACAUUAGAAAUCAUCACGACAAUUGUCAUCGCGUUUUUAGUCCUCCUCUUCUUGAUCACAGGCGGGAUGAUAUUGACACAACCCGGCUUUGAGUGUACAUUACAUGGGAUACACGGCAAUUUCAUCGAAGAGAUCGAAGUCGGCAAAAACAUGGAGCAACUACUUGUGAACAAGUUACCAUGGAACUGCUGGAGUGAUGGAAUGACCAUCAACGGGAAAUUGCCAGAGGGAAUUUCUGUCGGACAUGACGAAAGCUCGUAUAUCUAUGGCGUCGUUAAACAUCCAUUCAACGAAAGCACCGUUCAAGUCUAUGUGAGAUGUGUCGACGCUAUCAACUUUUUUUGUGCGUCCGUCAAAUUUGUGUGUAAAGACUGUGUUAAUACAACCUCCUAA
Messenger RNA from Entamoeba invadens IP1, 1707 nucleotides. RefSeq lists its product as hypothetical. Gene Ontology annotation, biological process: protein autoprocessing; positive regulation of DNA-templated transcription. The record is from RefSeq and is a predicted model, not a curated record. Gene Ontology annotation, cellular component: endoplasmic reticulum membrane; nucleus. The transcript has 2 exons. NCBI's taxonomy places the organism in Eukaryota, Evosea, Mastigamoebida, Endamoebidae. Gene Ontology annotation, molecular function: DNA-binding transcription factor activity; sequence-specific DNA binding. The coding region runs from base 1 to 1707 and encodes 568 amino acids.